AUGCAGUUCAACAUCAACACCGUGACCCUCCUCGCCGCCCUCCUCCCCCUGGCCUCCGCCGUCCCCUCGGAAGUAACCGACAACAGCCUCGCAAAGAGACAGAGACAGUACCAGUGCGAGACCUCAAACAAACUCGGCGCCUGCAACAACGCUGUUGGAUCUCUGAGCAGUCGGCAGAAAAGGUGGAUCUGGAAGGCGGUAUGGGCACUUACAAACGACCCCUUACAUACCAUUUCUGAGAGGCCGUGGGCUCUGCCCACAACCUCCUCCUUCCACCUCAGGACGCAGCAAUAA
Colletotrichum phormii is the source of this 294-nucleotide messenger RNA. RefSeq lists its product as uncharacterized. The transcript has a single exon. The record is from RefSeq and is a predicted model, not a curated record. Lineage: Eukaryota; Fungi; Ascomycota; Sordariomycetes; Glomerellales; Glomerellaceae. The coding region runs from base 1 to 294 and encodes 97 amino acids.